Molecule: messenger RNA, 1068 nt
Organism: Lactuca saligna
Lineage: Eukaryota; Viridiplantae; Streptophyta; Magnoliopsida; Asterales; Asteraceae
Source: the annotation of a GenBank genome assembly
AUGAAGAAGCAGCUACGACAAAGAGGAGGAAGAGCUAUUCUUUAUGGAACAACAAGAACAAGAUCCGAUCUGUUUGAAUCGUUACCUGAUGAGAUUGUUAUUGUAAUUCUGUGCAAGCUCACUUCUACGGCAUCUUCUCCGGCUGAUUUCGUCGCUGUUCUUCUUACAUGUAAAAGGUUGAAGAAAUUAGGCAUGCAUCCUCUGGUUUUGUCGAACGCAGGAAGCGGAGUUGUUUCCGUCACAGCUAAAAACUGGUCUGAUGAGGCUCACCGGUUUUUGAAAUUGUGCGUCAACGCCGGCAACAAAGAGGCGUAUUAUACUCUUGGAAUGAUCCGAUUUUAUUGUCUACAAAAUCGAGGAAGUGGAGCGUCGUUGAUGGCGAAAGCGGCGAUUAAUUCUCACGCGCCGGCACUGUACUCACUGGCUCUGAUUCAGUUCAACGGCAGUGGAGGCAAGAAAACCGAUAAGGACCUCCGAGCUGCAGUUGCUCUCUGUGCAAGAGCCGCUUAUCUCGGUCACGUCGACGCCCUCAGGGAGCUCGGACACUGCCUUCAAGACGGUUACGGUGUACGGAAAGACGUCGAAGAAGGACGCCGUCUCCUCGUCCAAGCCAACGCGUGUGAACUUGCGUCCGUCCUACGCGCAUUCAACAUUACGCAGUCUCAACGACCGGAUUUAAUAGAAUCAAAUGGAUCACCAUGCCGAUACGGUUCAGGCUUACCGGAGAAAAAACUCCACCCUGCGAACCGGUUUUUGAUUGAGUGGUUUGGGUUGAAAGGCUGCGGCGUUCCGGGUCCGGGUCUGAGAUUGUGCUCCGAUGGGUGGUGUGGGAGACCGGAGACCCGAAGGAAUGAGUUCAGAAGAUGUUCGGGUUGUGGGAUGGUGAACUACUGCUCACGUGGGUGUCAGGCGCAUGAUUGGAGGGUGCACCAUAAGAUUGAGUGCGCACCCAUGGAGGAAUGGAAUCAUGCGAUUGACGGUGUGGAUGAGGAACAACAGGUAACUGAUGAUCGGACGGUUGAGAUCGACGAAAUAGAAAGCGAUGAACCUCUGGACUCUUCUCUAUGA